AUGACCUAAAGAACAAGAUCAUAUAGUUUUGUGAAAAAAAAUUUUGAUGGAUCUGGUUUAGUAAAGGAAAAUUCAGUCUUGAAAGAGAAGGUCCACUAAAUAAAAUUUUUGGUAGAAGACAAUUUAGAUUUAUUAAUAAAUGAGCUAGAUUAAGACUUUAAGUAAAAAGCUUUGAUUACAGAUAUGUCAAAUGUCUUUGUUAUUAUUCAAGAAAACAUUGAAAGAUGGAAAAACCUCAUCAAUACUUUGAAUAAUAAUAUAAAAAUUUUUGAAGCACAAUUUGAAAAAUUGAAAGAAAAAGAAGAAAAAAUGAAAGUUCAAAUAUAGAGUGAAAUCCUUCAAAUGUCUGAACAAUAAUAAUAAAAAAUUAUUGAAAAAGAAAAUGUAAUAGUUACAUUAAAUUAAUAAGUGAAUGAUUUAUAGAGUUAGUUAGAAAUUAAUAAGUCAAAGUUGCAAGACUAAAUUCUUCAAACAGAAGAGAUUAUGUAAAAGUAAUAAUAACAAUUAAAAUAACGAGUAACAUAAUUAGAUAAUGAUAUAAUCUAAAUAAAAUAAUAACAUUAGUUUGAAAUUUAAGCUAUUUUGCAUAAUCAUGAAAAAGAUAGAAAAUUUUACAAAGAAGAAUUAGAUAAUUAAACUAAUUUAAUUGAAUAAAAAUAUAAAAAAUACUUUUUAGAGAAUUAAUAAUUGUAAGAGAAAUCUCAAAAGUAAAUAUAAUAAAUUAAAUAAUUUAAAUAACAAAAGGAUAGUCUUGAAAAAUAAUUGGAACAAUAAAACCAAAAAAUUAGACAAUAUAUAGAAGAAUUAGCUAAUGAAAGAAAAAAUAAAGCUAAAGAUAAUAAAUAAUUAAUAGAGCAAUAAGAGAUAAAUAAUCAAAUGUAAAAUAAAAUUAUUAUUGAAGAAAAACGAUAACAACGAUUAAAAGAACAGUUAUAAUAAAUAUAAGAUUAAAAUUAAGAUCUCAUUCGAUAGCAUGUCUAAGAAAUAAGUCAAUACAGUUCUUAAAUUGCAUAAUUAAAAAGGGAAAUAGAAUACAAAGACAUAUAUAUCACUAAUUAAUAAUAAAAUCAUGUAUAAUAAAUAUUGAUUCAAAAAAUUAAAUAUGAGAAUUUACUUGGUAAUCCUUUGAUAAUGGAAGUAGAAUAAUAAUAAUAAUUUACAAAAGAUUUUUUUUCUUAAUACGAUGAUGAAGUUUAGAUUUAAUAUAUUAAAGGUUUGGAGUAAUAAAUCAAAUAACAAUAAAAUUUAAUUUUAGAAAAAAGCCAAUAAAAUGCAGAUAUUUAAGUUAAAUUGCAAAAGCUUCAAUAAAGUUUAUCUUAAUAAAUAGAUCAAAAAGUAAAAGAGACAUAAUAUGAAUGUAAAUUGUAGAUAAAUAAAAUGUAAUAGGAAUUUGAAUAUUAGAGAGAAAAAAAUCAAUCAGAAUAUAAUUAUAAAGUCAAUCUUUUAUAGUAAUAAUUAUCAUUCGAAACUGAAAAAUAUAAAACUGAAUAAAAAGAACUCUUAUAAAAAGUAGAGUUAUUGAAUAAUUCAAUUUAAGAAAAGGAAUAAAUCAUAAUUUAUUUAUCAGAAUAAUUAUAGUAAAAUAAAGAACAGUAAUCUAAAGAUAAAACAGAAGCUGAAACUAAUUUUAAAAAUCUUUAGAUAGCAUAAUAAUAAUAUUUGGAGUAAUAAGAAAAAUUGCAUUCAUAAAAAUUUAAUGAUAUCCUACUCUAACUAAAUAAAUCAACAAGUUAAGCUGAAUAAUAAAGUUAGUAGUAUUAAUAAUUGUUAAAAAUUAAUUAGGAAUUAAGAACUGAAUCAAAAGAAUAAAAAUAAUCUAUUCAAUAAUAUAAAAUAUAAUGUGACAAAUUGUAAAAGGAGUUAUAAAUUUAAUGGGAUAUAGCAAGAAGUCUAAAUGAUAGAAUAAGAUAGUAGUAGGUUGAAAUAGAAAAUACAAAAUAAAACUAUAAUAUAUUUACAAAAACUACUCGAAUACCAGGUAUAAUGAGCAGCGAAAUUCGAUUGGCCAAAUUAAGGACUUCUCCGAUGAACCGCAAAUUGAGAUCCAUCUCAAAUACUAGAAUAUAAUAAUUAUAAAAUUUAUGAAUAACUA
Molecule: messenger RNA, 2092 nt
Organism: Paramecium sonneborni
Lineage: Eukaryota; Ciliophora; Oligohymenophorea; Peniculida; Parameciidae
Source: the annotation of a GenBank genome assembly